AUGUAACCCGCCAUCCUGGGACAUGGUAGGAUAGGAGUGAUCCUACCCGGGUGAAGCUACGCAACAGGCUCGAUAAGGUGCUUCGUGUAGCGGUCCUCUGAGACAGGGGGCGCCGCCUUUCGAUCAAUGUUGGUGACGUCACGAGAGCGUGCUCUGCUGGACCGUGCUAAUCGCGAGACGACGCACGCCAGAUGGCGCCACAACCAUCCCCAGAUAAUCGGUACUGGACCGGGAAGCUAUGAGUAAGGCUGAGGAGUUGCGGAAAGUCUCGCGCAGUAAAGGACCACCCGCGGCUCAAGAGACAAGCAGGAAGCGCAGGGCCGAGUGCGACGAGGGCGCCGCCGCAGCUGCUGCUGGCGCCAAGCGGAGCGCUGCGCAGCCCUGCGACGAUGAAGCCGCCCUCUCACGGCUGAAGGUCGAACCACCUCCGGGACCCAACGCUCUCGCCGCAGGCGCCAACCCAGCAGCGCCCGCAGGGGCACAACCACCACCACCGCACGUGCCGAGCCCGCCACUCACCAGGACAGUAACACCACACGACGGCUUAAAUUCUGGAAUGCACCCAUCAGCACUAAAGGUGACCACAAGCUACGUUAUAUACCACGUGGUCACGUGA
Rhipicephalus microplus (southern cattle tick) is the source of this 616-nucleotide messenger RNA. RefSeq lists its product as uncharacterized. NCBI's taxonomy places the organism in Eukaryota, Metazoa, Arthropoda, Arachnida, Ixodida, Ixodidae. The record is from RefSeq and is a predicted model, not a curated record. Gene Ontology annotation, cellular component: nucleus. Gene Ontology annotation, biological process: regulation of transcription by RNA polymerase II. Gene Ontology annotation, molecular function: zinc ion binding; DNA-binding transcription factor activity, RNA polymerase II-specific; RNA polymerase II cis-regulatory region sequence-specific DNA binding.